UUCCCAUUUCGUUUGAGCAACCAAAACAAGCAGAGUUCGAUGCUUUCUCAUUAAAAACACAUAAUCAAAGCAAACUGAUUUUAACUGAUUUUAUUUCCUUUCCAAAAUUUCAAUUCUUUCUCAUUUAAUUCACCUUUUUUUCUCCAUUUAUUUCCAUUACAAAAACCUCAUCAACCGAUCUUUCUUGUAUUUUGAUCUCCUAACAAAACAGCAGCAACCCUUUUUUAUUUUCCUUUUGAUUAUGGCUCCAAGCUUGAUCAAAGCUAGCUCUGGUGUUUCAGGCCUUGUUGAUGGCCAUCACCAGUCUCCAAUCUCUCUGGAAGGCUCAAACUUCACUGCCAAUGGCCAUGUUUUUCUCUCUGAUGUCCCUGAUAACAUCACAGUAACUCCGUCCCUCUAUGGUUCCUCCACUGAUGACAAAUCAAUAUCCAGUGUUGGAUCGUUUGUAGGAUUUGAAGCUGUUGAAUCCAACAGCCGCCAUGUUGUUCCUAUUGGCAAGCUCAAGAACAUAAAGUUCAUGAGCAUUUUCAGGUUCAAGGUCUGGUGGACUACUCAUUGGGUUGGUACCAAUGGAAGUGACCUUGAAAAUGAAACUCAGAUGGUUGUUCUUGAUAAAUCUGACUCUGGCAGGCCUUAUAUUCUCCUCCUUCCUCUCAUCGAAGGCCCUUUCAGGGCUUCCCUUCAGCCUGGAACAGAUGACAACGUUGACAUUUGCGUCGAAAGCGGGUCCACCAAGGUCACAUCCUCCGGAUUCCGGAGUGUUCUUUAUGUUCAUGUCGGUGAAGAUCCAUUCAAUUUGGUCAAGCAAGCCAUGAAAGUGAUCAGGAUUCACCUUGGAACCUUCAAGUUGUUAGAAGAAAAAACCCCACCGGGGAUCGUGGACAAAUUUGGUUGGUGCACGUGGGAUGCAUUUUAUCUUACUGUGCACCCUCAAGGUGUUUGGGAUGGUGUCAAAGGUCUAGUCGAUGGUGGGUGUCCACCAGGGCUAGUCUUGAUCGAUGAUGGCUGGCAAUCCAUUAGCCAUGACGAGGACCCAAUCACUAAAGAAGGCAUGAAUUGUACUGUGGCUGGUGAGCAAAUGCCAUGCAGAUUAUUGAAGUUUCAAGAGAAUUACAAGUUCAGGGGCUAUGUAAGUCCUAGGACUUUGGCCACUGGUGCACCUACUAAGGGCAUGAGUGCCUUUAUCAAGGACCUUAAGGAGGAAUUCAACACUGUAGAAUUUGUUUAUGUAUGGCAUGCCCUAUGUGGGUAUUGGGGUGGUUUAAGGCCUAAUGUCCCUGGAUUACCGGAAACCAAGGUUAUUAAGCCGGAAUUGUCUCCAGGAUUGAAGAAAACAAUGGAGGAUCUCGCCGUUGAUAAGAUUGUUAACACCGGCGUCGGAUUGGUGCCACCGGAGAUCGUUGACCAACUAUAUGAAGGACUUCAUUCUCACUUGGAAAAGGUUGGAAUUGAUGGAGUCAAGGUGGACGUUAUCCAUCUGCUGGAAAUGGUGUGUGAGAGCUAUGGUGGAAGAGUUGAUCUUGCAAAAGCUUAUUACAGAGCACUAACAGAUUCAGUAAGGAAGCAUUUUAAAGGCAAUGGUGUUAUUGCUAGUAUGGAACACUGCAACGAUUUCAUGUUCCUUGGAACAGAAGCUAUUUGCCUUGGUCGUGUCGGUGAUGAUUUUUGGUGCACUGAUCCAUCCGGUGACCCCAAUGGCACAUUCUGGCUCCAAGGUUGUCACAUGGUUCACUGUGCCUACAACAGUUUGUGGAUGGGCAACUUUAUCCACCCUGAUUGGGACAUGUUCCAGUCUACCCACCCUUGUGCUGAGUUCCAUGCUGCCUCUAGGGCAAUCUCUGGUGGUCCAAUUUAUGUCAGUGACACUGUUGGGAAACACAACUUCCCCUUGCUCAAGCGGCUUGUAUUGCCUGAUGGUUCGAUCCUCCGGUGCGAGUACUAUGCACUUCCAACCAGGGAUUGCCUCUUUGAUGACCCUCUCCAUGAUGGCAAGACCAUGCUCAAAAUCUGGAACUUGAACAAGUUCACUGGUGUGAUUGGGGCAUUCAACUGUCAAGGAGGUGGAUGGUGCCGUGAAACUAGACGCAACCAAUGUGCCUCUCAGUGUUCUCACAUGGUGACUGCCAAGACCAAUCCCCGAGAUAUCGAGUGGAAGAGUGGCAAGAAUCCAAUUACCAUUGAAGGUGUACAAGUUUUUGCCCUGUACCUGUCUCAGUCCAAGAAGCUGAUCCUCUCCAAACCAUUUGAAAACAUUGAUAUAUCACUGGAGCCAUUCAAUUUCGAGCUGAUAACUGUUUCUCCAGUCACUGUCUUGGCUGGAAAAUCAGUCCAGUUUGCUCCUAUUGGACUAGUUAACAUGCUCAAUGCUGGUGGUGCCAUCCAGUCAUUAGCCUACGAUGACUUUGAGAGCUCUGUUCAAAUUGGUGUGAAGGGAACCGGUGAAAUGAGAGUCUUUGCAUCAGACAAGCCAAGAUCUUGCAAGAUUGAUGGGAAAGAUGUUGGCUUUGAGUACGAUGAACACAUGGUCAUUGUUCAAGUUCCAUGGUCUAGUCCCUCAGGUUCAUCUACAAUAGAGUACCAGUUUUAAGCAAUGUUUAUCAGAAGAAAGUCAUUGACUUCAUGACUUAUUACAGUCCAAAUGACUGAAAGUAACUAUUUCAAUUCAUGUUAAAUGAAGAUAAUUACUAGUAUGGUUUCAAGAA
This is a messenger RNA of Durio zibethinus, 2702 nucleotides long. RefSeq names its product putative galactinol--sucrose galactosyltransferase 5. NCBI's taxonomy places the organism in Eukaryota, Viridiplantae, Streptophyta, Magnoliopsida, Malvales, Malvaceae. The record is from RefSeq and is a predicted model, not a curated record. Gene Ontology annotation, molecular function: galactinol-sucrose galactosyltransferase activity.